This is a messenger RNA of Alternaria burnsii, 774 nucleotides long. RefSeq lists its product as uncharacterized. NCBI's taxonomy places the organism in Eukaryota, Fungi, Ascomycota, Dothideomycetes, Pleosporales, Pleosporaceae. The transcript has 2 exons. Bases 1 to 774 code for a protein of 257 amino acids. The record is from RefSeq and is a predicted model, not a curated record.
AUGAACCACCAGUAUCAGCAACCAUCUCCUACGAGAUCGCGCGACAAUAUCAACCUCGACAUGGAGUUCCUCGACGAAGAUAGACGAUCUGCCUUCAGCUGGCAGGACAUUCAGCUGGCUACGUCAACUGCAGCCGCGAGCGCACAGACACUCCGUGGCGUAGCCAAUCAGAGUUAUGCCUUUUCGCAAGGUCCUGGACUCUCGCAGACAGGCCUGCGCUCGGGCCAUGUAUACCCGCAAGAACUUGGCACCUAUUCUGUGCUUGAGGCUCUUACUCAAGAAUUCCUUGGCCCCUCGGAUCCAUACAACACCAACGGCAGUUUUUACCCAUAUACCGGAGAUGCUAGUGUGUUCAGUAACUUUGCCUUCGAUGAUUUCGGUGCUCCUUCGAUGGAUGACAGCUUCUUGACAUCGAUGCCAUUGCCUUCGCAGCCCGACUUUUUCCCGAUUCAGCCUCCGUACCCUGCAGCAGGAACGGGUUAUGCUUUCCAAACCAUUGCUCCAGCUACUGCUGCGCAGAUGAACGUGGCUGCACCACCUAACCGGCCUUCUGGUGCACGUGCCAACGCUCGUCACCGCACUGCCGAGACGCGCAUCAGCUGCACCGUUGAUGGUUGCACCAAGACCUUCCGCCGCGCUGGCGAUUACCGCCGCCACAUGCGGAAGCAUCAAGACCCUAUACUAAAGUGCAUUGUCGACGACUGUGACAUGAAGUUUUACCGCCUGGACAAACUUCGUGAUCACAUACGCCAAGGCCACAAAAUGGUCUUGUAG